This is a messenger RNA of Capronia epimyces CBS 606.96, 2796 nucleotides long. RefSeq names its product trehalose 6-phosphate synthase. The coding region runs from base 1 to 2796 and encodes 931 amino acids. Gene Ontology annotation, biological process: fungal-type cell wall organization; trehalose biosynthetic process; cellular response to heat. Lineage: Eukaryota; Fungi; Ascomycota; Eurotiomycetes; Chaetothyriales; Herpotrichiellaceae. Gene Ontology annotation, cellular component: cytosol; alpha,alpha-trehalose-phosphate synthase complex (UDP-forming). The record is from RefSeq and is a predicted model, not a curated record. The transcript is spliced from 2 exons. Gene Ontology annotation, molecular function: catalytic activity.
AUGACUGUCCUCUCCAAAGAUCCCGUGCAGAGCCUGCGUCAAGAAUACGAAAACAACCCUCCGAGUUCAACAGCGGUCGAAACCGCGCCCGCGCAGAAUCCUUCCUUACAGCGGGCGACCACUUCAUACUUUUCGGUCCCUCGACGUCAGCCCGCCGACCAGGCAGCUGCUCCGGCGGCAGAAUCUCCCGUGGAUGUAGCCAAGGGCGCCAGAUCUGGCAAAGAACUGCUUCGCCGUCUCAGCCUUGUCGACCACAAGGACGCCGAGGCGUUGAUUGUUGACCCUCGCACAGCCUACCCCGGAUUGCGGUUGAGCGGAAAUGUGAUCAGCGCAACCUUCUGUAUCCCGUAUCAGCUUUCUCAUGGCCCGAAUGGCGAGUGGGCUCUCUCGAACCGGCGUGGCACCUCCGCUUUGUUUGAUUCAUUCCGCCAUCUCUCGUCUGACAAGACGCCAUGGAACCAUACCUUAGUCGGCUGGACGGGUGAGAUUCAAACACAGGCCGACGCCCAUACGGUGAGCAUGCUUCAGAACGAUGCCACGUCGACAACUGCCCAAUCCCAGGCCCAAGCUCUCGCGAAUACCCCUAUCAACAAGUCUGCUGCUCCCUAUCCCGUUGACGGUGGUACGCAACACCAACAAAACCAACACGGUGACUCCCUAUGGGUGUCACGUUCCGAUCGGAAUCGUCUCGAGAAGACUCUUGCACACCAUCCGAACGGCAAAACCGUGCCUGUGUGGCUGCCGGACGGGCCGACUGAUGAAAAUGGUGAUUUCCUUUUCAAGGACCAGAGUCGUUGGCGGAGUUAUGCGGAACAUGAAUUGUACACACUCUUUCACUACCGACACCAUGGUCCGGACGAUGGCCGAGCGGAGAAGACCUCAUGGGCGGACUACGUGACCCUGAAUGAAGCCUUUGCCGAUCGCAUUCUGCACGUCUACCAACCUGGGGACAUUGUCUGGAUCCACGAUUAUCACUUGAUGCUGUUGCCAAGUUUGCUUCGUCAACGCAUCCCGAACAUCUACCUCGGCUUCUUCUUGCACAUCCCCUUCCCCAGCAGCGAGUAUAUGCGUUGUCUUCCUAGAAGGAAGGACGUGUUGACAGGUGCUCUUGGGGCCACCAUGAUCGGAUUUCAAUCUUACAGCUUCUCGCGGCAUUUCAACUCCUGCUGUAAACGCAUCUUGGGCUUUGAAUCCAGCUCGGCCGGGGUCGACGCGUACGGCGCUCAUGUUGCCGUGGAUGUCUUUCCCAUCGGCAUCGAUGUGGGGUCCGUGCAAAAGCUCGCGUUUCUGGACCCGGUGAUCGAGCAGAAUAUGGAAGCCUUGACACAGCUGUAUGCGGGCAAGAAGAUCAUCGUCGGCCGCGAUAGACUCGACACUGUCCGAGGAGUGGCGCAGAAGCUGAUGGCAUUCGAGAUCUUCUUGGAGCGGUAUCCCGAAUGGCGUGAUAAGGUGGUGCUGAUCCAAGUGACCAGUCCCACCAGCGUCAUGGAGGAGAAGGUGGACGGUGCGCACAAGGUCGAACAUCACAUUUCGAACUUGGUGUCAAGGAUAAACGGCAAAUACGGGUCUUUGAGCCAUGCGCCAGUCCAGCACUAUCCACAAUAUCUGACCUCCCAAGAGUACUUUGCGCUGUUGCGGGUCGCAGAUGUUGGGCUCAUCACCAGUGUCAGAGAUGGAAUGAAUACUACCAGCCUGGAAUACGUGAUCUGUCAGAAGGAUCAUCAUGGCCCGUUGAUUUUAUCGGAGUUUUCUGGCACUGCGGCCAGCUUAGGAAAUGCCAUUCACAUCAACCCGUGGGACCUGGGAGGCGUGGCACAGGCUCUGAAAUAUGCACUCGAGAUGCCCGAGGAGAAGAAGCGGAGCGACCACGAGAAACUGUACAAUUAUGUGACGACUCACAACGUGUCGAGCUGGAGCAAUAAUUUCCUCCGGCGACUCCUCACCAACCUUACUUCCUUUACUCAGAGCGAUCUUACCCCGGCACUGGACCGCAAUCGCAUGAUCCAACAGUAUCAACAGGCCAAGAAACGCCUUUUCAUGUUCGACUAUGACGGCACGCUGACUCCGAUUGUCAAAGACCCCAAUGCCGCCAUUCCUUCCGAUCGCGUGCUCCGGACCCUCAAAGCGCUGGCUGCCGAUCCUCGCAACAAUGUCUGGAUCAUCAGCGGGCGCGACGCCUCCUUCCUAGAAGAGUGGAUGGGCCACAUUACUGAAUUGGGAUUGAGUGCUGAACACGGUUGUUUCAUGCGCCGCCCGGGCUCGGAGCAGUGGGAGAACCUUGCCGCCUCGAUGGAUAUGGGUUGGCAGAAGGAGGUCAUGGACAUCUUCACCCACUACACCGAACGCACACAGGGAUCGUGGAUUGAGAAGAAACGCGUCGCCCUCACGUGGCAUUAUCGGCAAGCCGAUCCUGACUUUGGGGCAUUCCAAGCCCGUGAAUGCCGCAAGGCUCUGGAGGACAACGUGAUGAAAAACUGGGAUGUGGAGGUCAUGUCCGGAAAGGCAAACUUGGAGGUCCGUCCUCAAUUUGUCAACAAAGGGUUCAUUGCCACGCGGUUGAUCAACGAGUAUGGAUUUUCCGGUGGCGAUCCGCCCGACUUUGUGCUAUGCCUGGGAGAUGAUCAGACGGAUGAAGACAUGUUCCGCGCCCUACUGAAAACUAACCUACCCAAGGAUGACAUCUACGCGUGCACGGUCGGGGCGAGCAGCAAGCGGACGCUUGCUACAUGGCAUCUUCUAGAACCCAGCGAUGUCAUUGCGAGUCUCGCGGCCUUGAUCAAGCAGGAAAAUCUGUAG